Molecule: messenger RNA, 744 nt
Organism: Parnassius mnemosyne (clouded apollo)
Lineage: Eukaryota; Metazoa; Arthropoda; Insecta; Lepidoptera; Papilionidae
Source: the annotation of a GenBank genome assembly
AUGACUGCUAACAACGAGUACCCAAAGGCUUCGAAUGCUACUUUAAUUGGAGCAAGUAUAACUUAUGCAGCAGGAUUAUUUCUUUUAUUAUCCUUUGCUGGUCCAUACUGGAUAGAAUCAUAUUCGGAAAUGUUUUCCCCUUUCAAACACAUGGGUCUAUGGGAGUAUUGUUUUGAUCGAUUUCGAUUUCCUUCAUUUCAGUAUGACAAGUUGUUCCAUGGUUGUCAUUAUAUAUUCAGCGAGGAGUAUUAUGUUAUAAGGGAGUGGCUACUACCAGGCUGGUUAAUGGCUGUACAAUCUUUUGUAACUUUAGCUCUUAUGCUAUCACUGACUGCUCAAGUUCUAUUAGCAGGUGUGAUUGUGCGCUGGCCUUUACGGAUAGUUUUACGCUAUGAAUGGAUUUUUGUGUCCUCGGCUUUUAUUAUGGUGGCAAUAUCAAGUUUAUUCCUCUUUUUGGCUGUUGCAAUUUUUGGAGGCAACUGUUAUCGCCGUGAUUGGUUACUUUAUCCUUCAUUUAAUGUACUUUCCUGGUCCUACGCAUUUGCCGUCAUUGCAUUUUUCCUAUUUGGUAUUGCUGCAAUUCUUCUGUUCUUAGAAGCUCGGAAGCUAUAUGAGUUACGUUCGGAAGCUAAGAACUUGGUUGCUCAAAUGCAGCACAGUCAACCAGAACAUGCAUUGCAUCAACUGCGUGACCAAUUGCAUCAACAGCAUCAGCAACAACACCUUACUUAUUACAGACAUUGA